This is a messenger RNA of Saccostrea cuccullata (small rock oyster), 822 nucleotides long. RefSeq lists its product as uncharacterized. The transcript is spliced from 2 exons. The coding region runs from base 167 to 499 and encodes 110 amino acids. The record is from RefSeq and is a predicted model, not a curated record. Lineage: Eukaryota; Metazoa; Mollusca; Bivalvia; Ostreida; Ostreidae.
AAUAUGUGUACACAACCAUGUGUUCAAUGACGCUUACUAAAUAGCAGUGUCCAAAACUGUCAAAGCUUGUUAUGAACGGAAGCUAAGAUGAUGGAGUCUGUAGGAAAAAGAAAGUGUCAGAGUCAGAAAAAGAGUCGGCCAGAAGAGGUACAGAGAAAGACUGAAAAUGCAGGGAAAGGCAGAUAAUGAGUGGAAACCUGAAGACCCCGUAACACUUGUGAGGAACAGCACAAAAAGUGGAGGGAACAUAAAAGAAUACGAACUACAAGUGGCACUGAGUGGAAAGCCCCAGACCAAAGAGGGCCCAGCCAUUAUAAGUCAACCUGAGGAACCACAAGUGGCACUGAGUGAAGAGCCCCAGACCAUGGAGGGCCCAGCCAUUAUAAGUCAACCUGAGGAACCACAAGUCGCACUUAGUGGAGAGCCUCAGACCAUAGAGGGCGCAGCCAUUAUAAGAGCCCCAGACCAAAGAGGGCCCAGCCAUUAUAAGUCAACCUGAGGAACCACAAGUGGCACUGAGUGGAGACCCCCAGACCAUUGAGGGCCCAGCCAUUAUAAGUCAACCUGAGGAACCACAAGUCGCACUGAGUGGAGAGCCCCAGACCAUAGAGGGCCCAGUCAUUAUAAGUCAACCUGAGGAACCACAAGUGGCACUGAGUGGAGAGCCCCAGAUCCUAGAGGGCCCAGCCAUUUGAAGAGCCCCAGACCAGAGGUCCCAGUCAUUAUAAGUCAACCUGAGGAACCACAAGUCGCACUGAGUGGAGAGCCCCAGACCAUAGAGGGCCCAGUCAUUAUAAGUCAACCUGAGGAACCACAAGUCAC